GCCAAAGUGAGAUGGCAGGCUUUCAAUAAUAGCAAUCGCUCGGCCGCACCGCUGAUUUAGUCGAGUCGCAAACAGUUCCGUGAGCGGUUACGGUUACUUACGAAAAAUGCUGGAGGGUGGCACUAUCAACAUGUUGGACCUGUCCGGGGAGCAGGUGAGCGAGUGGCUACGCAGCUUUGACAUGGUUCUCAGCGACGGCGACGGCACCAUAUGGCAGGAUGAUACGGCUAUCGAGGGUGCUGCAGCCGUAUUGAAUGCCCUGCAAAAUCAGUUCGGAAAACGUGUCUACCUCAUUACCAACAAUGGCCUGAAAACACGAAGAGAACUGUUCGAACGGGCGCAGCGCCUGGGCUUCCAAGUGCCAAAUGACCAGCAUAUCAUAUCGCCCACGGCCACCAUUGUGGACCAUCUGAAACAGCUUCCAGACUUCGACAGCACCAAGCACAAGGUCUUUGUGGUGGGCAAUGCAGCCAUUGGCAGGGAACUACAGGCAAACGGCAUAGACAGCUACGGGGCCGGGGAAGAGGAGCCGUUGCCCAUGGGCGAAAAAUGGCAGGACUUCGCAUUGCGAGAGUUUACCAAGCCUGAGGCGGCCGACAAUGUGGGUGCCGUGGUGGUGGGCUGGGAUGAACACUUCAGUUACUGCAAAAUGGCCAGGGCUUCUCACAUCCUCUGCCGCAACGGGAGCUCUGCCUUCCUGGUUACCAACAGAGAUGCCGUGCACAAGUAUCCCGCCUUAUGCAUUCCCGGCACUGCUGCCUUUGUGGCUGGCAUCGAGGCGUGUGCGGGCCGUGAGGCCUUAGAAAUGGGAAAGCCAAGUCCUGUGGUCCUUGAACCCUUGAUUCAGUCCGGCGCCCUUCGGCCGGAACGCACUCUGAUGAUAGGCGACUGCCCGAAAAUUGAUAUCGCCUUUGCCAGAAACUGUGGCAUGCAAUCACUGCUGGUCGGGACUGGCAGCUAUCAACUGGAUAUCCUGCAGCAGAACGGCAGUCUGCCUCAGCCAGAUUUGUAUCUACCAAGACUGGGUGACCUGCUGCAAUUUCUAUAGGCAAAAUGUAUCGCAUUAGUAUGUAGAUUGGGACGAGGCCAUACAAUAUAUGUUAUCAGGCUAUCAACGCCACGUCAACGAAGCUUAUUUCACGAUCAUACACAUUUAUGUGAGCACAUGUUUUGUGUAUAUGGCAGAGAUAAGUAUCUGUUCGUAUCACCUUUGCACCCUUGGGCUAUAUACCCUCGGGUUCAAUAGUAUGAUAAAUUCGAUCUAUUAUUCACUACUUCAGUCAAUUCAAUCAAUCAAUGCCACUCCUAUCGACCAGAUUGAGUGUUCCAUUUGGAUAGAGAAUAUGUUUCUUAAUAUAUAUUUAUCGAAUUUAUGCAAAG
Molecule: messenger RNA, 1380 nt
Organism: Drosophila miranda
Lineage: Eukaryota; Metazoa; Arthropoda; Insecta; Diptera; Drosophilidae
Product: glycerol-3-phosphate phosphatase
Exons: 3
Coding region: 107-1048 (313 amino acids)
Cellular component (GO): cytoplasm
Molecular function (GO): phosphatase activity
Source: RefSeq, a predicted model, not a curated record